AAAGCAUGGCUUUGCGACGACGAAAUUACAGUGCUCAACGAUCGUAAAAAAAAUUGGUUGAAGGUGUGACGAAUGUUGGAAUAGUUGUUCGAUGACUCCGAUGGCGGCAGCUCAUGCGUCAAAAUGCGAAAGUCAUUCGCCCAACUAAUUGCAUCAAGUUAUAUCGAACGAACAUGCUCGGGUGCGCCAGCAGAUGCGAUUGUCGGCCAUUCACUGGAUCGUCAUCAAGCUUGUGCACUUCUCCGUCUGCCCUUCAGGGGCUCGCCGUCCCAUCUAUGCGAGUACGCUGCAACUCGUCGAGAAUCCGGAAAGGUCUGGCUGGCACUGUGCGUGCACUUGUCCAUGCUCUUGCUGCUGCUUCACCAGAGUGAUUUGCAUUGUUGAUCAGAGUCUUCUUUCUGUCAAUGAGUGUCGACUGAUUAUCACUUUGCUGCUACAUAAAGCUGAUCGGCGAGACCAUAACAGAGGUCAGCUCUGCGACUUUCUUGUCCCCGAAGCUCAUGAAGGAUUUCUUUCAAAUUGUCCGACUUUAUCCAGCAUUGUGGCAGAGCCUUCUGGUAGUACCUCGAAAAAUCCAGAUUUCGUCAUAAUUAUAUCCUUUUUUUCUUCUCAUUACGGGGCGCUAUACGAUCAGCUCGCUCGUCGAGGCGUAGUCUUCUUUUUCGACCUGUUAUUUCAGUCUUGUACCUUGUUUGUUUUCUUUUAGACAUUGUUGAGAUCACUGUAGAGUAGCCAUGUCACACAGGGGUGCUUGUCCAGCCCCGUCUACCAUGAUACAGUCCUUUCAUA
Tilletiaria anomala UBC 951 is the source of this 789-nucleotide messenger RNA. RefSeq lists its product as uncharacterized. The transcript has a single exon. NCBI's taxonomy places the organism in Eukaryota, Fungi, Basidiomycota, Exobasidiomycetes, Georgefischeriales, Tilletiariaceae. The record is from RefSeq and is a predicted model, not a curated record. The coding region runs from base 194 to 706 and encodes 170 amino acids.